Molecule: messenger RNA, 346 nt
Organism: Camellia sinensis
Lineage: Eukaryota; Viridiplantae; Streptophyta; Magnoliopsida; Ericales; Theaceae
Source: RefSeq, a predicted model, not a curated record
AACAAUCAAACAUUACCCAAAAAAAAAAAAAAACACCCAUUUUUAUUAAAUAUUUACUCUCUCUCUCUCUCUCUCUCUCUCUAUGGAUUCUGAUUUCUGGACCUCUCGGCUCGCCGCUGCCAAGCGGCAAUUCAAUUUGCAGCACCACCAUCAUCACAGCUCCCAACUGGAUCGGUUGAACAUCGACGAUUUAGAGGUUGAGGAUGAGGUCAGACCCGAAUUCCCAUGUCCUUACUGUUACGAGGACUAUGAUAUUGUGUCUCUGUGCUCUCAUCUCGAAGAUGAGCACUCUUGCGAGUCCAAAGUCGCCGUGAGUUUCUCUUUAGAUUGAUAUAUAUAUAUAUAU